AUGGCGACACUGCAAGAACGACACCCGCACGCCUAUGUGGCAGCAAACCAAGAUCCUCGUACGAGGAAACGUACGGUGCCGAUGGAAGUCCUCAGCUGCAAUAUUUCGAGAACCGGCACAAUGUCCAUGAAAGCGGCCUUCGAAAUCCUCGGCCUCCCUACCUGGCACCACGUCGAGAUGAGCGCCAACCCUCCGGACAUGGACAUGUGGAGCGAUGCCUUCAUUCUCAAAUAUGACCCCGCCCUCGCCACACGCAAAGGCCUGAAACCGUUCGGCCGCAAAGAAUGGGAUAAUCUGCUAGGGUAUUGGAGUGCCACGACCGACCAACCCGCCGCCUGCUUCACCGAAGAGCUCGUCGCCGCCUACCCUGAAGCGAAAGUCAUCCUCGUCGAGCGGGACGUCGACGCCUGGUUCAAGAGCUAUUGCGAAGGCGUCAUUGAUAAUGUGUACAACCCCUGGAUCCCGCUAGCCAGCUACCUCGACUCCCAUUACAUGGCGCGGAUCUGCCGACAAACAGACCUCUUCAGCACGCACUACUUCGGCGUCACCAUCCCACGCGCCACCGGCCUGUUCAACAACCCCGACUCGAAGGCCAUGUACAUCGCCAACGCCAAGAAAGUCUACAUCGAGCACAUGGAGAUGGUGAAGCGAGUCACGCCCGAGGAGCGACUGUUGGUGUUUCGGAUCGAGGAAGGGUGGAAGCCGCUUUGUGAGUUUUUGGGGAAGCCCGUGUCGGAUGUGCCGUUUCCGAGGGUUAAUGAGACGGCGGCCGUGAAGGAGAAGGUGCAGGUGUAUAUUGCGAAUAGUUAUAGGAGGGCGGCGACGAGGAUGGUGGUGAGGGUGCUGCCGGUUUUGCUCGUCGUGGCUGGGGUUUUGGCGUGGAGGUGGAAGGGGCGGUGA
Molecule: messenger RNA, 900 nt
Organism: Zasmidium cellare ATCC 36951
Lineage: Eukaryota; Fungi; Ascomycota; Dothideomycetes; Mycosphaerellales; Mycosphaerellaceae
Exons: 2
Coding region: 1-900 (299 amino acids)
Source: RefSeq, a predicted model, not a curated record